Microcebus murinus (gray mouse lemur) is the source of this 1351-nucleotide messenger RNA. Lineage: Eukaryota; Metazoa; Chordata; Mammalia; Primates; Cheirogaleidae. The record is from RefSeq and is a predicted model, not a curated record.
GCGUCCCCGCGUUCCCGAGCCCCGCCGCCGCGAUGCGCGCCGUCCUGCCGCUGCUCUGCGCCGCGGCCUGGCUCCUGGGCGCGCCCGCGCUGUCGCUGAGCCGCUCAGAGAAGUUUCACUUCAAGUCAUGGAUGGUACAGCACAAGAAGACCUACAGCUCCCGGGAGUACCCCCACAGGAUGCAGACCUUCGCCAGCAACUGGAGGAAGAUAAACGCCCACAACCGCAGGAACCACACCUUUGAAAGUACUCGGAAAGGUUUUGGGGCCUUUCUUAUUCCUGAAAUGUAAUGUGUUUGGUUGUUCCAGAAUUGCUCCGCCACCAAAAGCAACUACCUUCGGGGCAGGGGUCCCUACCCACCUUCCAUGGACUGGCGGAAAAAGGGAAAUUUCGUCUCACCAGUGAAAAAUCAGGGCGCCUGUGGCAGCUGCUGGACCUUCUCCACCACGGGGGCCCUGGAGUCGGCGGUCGCCAUAGCGACGGGGAAGAUGCUCUCUUUGGCGGAGCAGCAGCUGGUGGACUGUGCCAAGGAUUUCAACAACCACGGCUGCCAAGGGGGCCUCCCCAGCCAGGCCUUCGAGUACAUCCUGUACAACAAGGGCAUCAUGAGCGAGGACACCUACCCCUACCAGGGCAAGGACGGGACCUGCAGGUUCCAGCCGGGAAAGGCCAUCGCGUUCGUCAAGGACGUGGCCAACAUCACCAUGAACGACGAGCAGGCGAUGGUGGAGGCCGUGGCCCUGUACAACCCCGUGAGCUUCGCCUUCGAGGUGACGGACGACUUCCUGAUGUACAGACGCGGCGUCUACUCCAGCACUUCCUGCCAUAACACUCCGGACAAAGUGAACCACGCGGUGCUGGCGGUGGGGUACGGGGAGGACAAGGGGACGCCCUACUGGAUCGUGAAGAACUCCUGGGGCUCCCAGUGGGGCAUGAACGGGUACUUCCUCAUCGAGCGCGGGAAGAACAUGUGCGGUCUGGCCGCCUGCGCGUCCUACCCCAUCCCGCUGGUGUGAGCCGCGGCGGCCUCGGUUGGCCGGCGGAGAAGGAGCGUCCUGGGCCCGCGGUGGAAACCCUGUCCAGAGAAGCUGUGGGGAGACCCCGGGGCCGUCUGUCCCCACCCUCACCCUACGCUGAGCCAGGAACCUGGGAAAGAGGGAGAAGAGUGCAAGCUCACCCUCAUCUUCUGACGGAAGACGCCACCAGCCUGUGCCUUACGCGCGGUUUUUAACCGCUCAAACCACGUGGACUGAGGCCCUCUUCCCAGAGGGCUCCGCCUGCCGAGGAGCCCAGCGACCGUCCCGUCCCCUCUGUGUUCUUUGCUCAGUAAACGCGCAGUGAGCACCUCCCA